This is a messenger RNA of Penaeus vannamei (Pacific white shrimp), 303 nucleotides long. NCBI's taxonomy places the organism in Eukaryota, Metazoa, Arthropoda, Malacostraca, Decapoda, Penaeidae. The record is from RefSeq and is a predicted model, not a curated record.
GAGAGAGAGAGAGAGAGAGAGAGAGAGAGAGAGAGAGAGAGAGAGAGAGAGAGAGAGAGAGACAGACAGACAGAAGACAGAAAGACACGCCAGAGAGAAAGAAGAGAGAAGAGACAAGAGAGAGACAGAGACAGAAAGGAAUCCCCGUUGAUGAACAGGUACACUACUUACGAGGGAAUUCAGGUGUCAUCAAAAUCCUCCUACAAGCCAAUUGCAGGAAAAACAACCCAGAUAAUGGCAGCCUUCGCAAUGUCAAUGGCAAAGACCCGAUUUGAAGACCAUUUCGGAUCAAAACAAUUCUAA